GCUUUGACAAAAAUACGCCUGUUACAAACAUCCCUAUUAUUGUAAUAGAAGAAGGCUCCCAAGAAACUGAAAGUAGUGACUUACUAAAGAUUUUUAACGUUGACAAAUCUGAUUCCCACUGGAAUUUACGCACUGAUAGUACUAAUGGUUUGAACACAAAAGAAGAGUCAAAACCUUUAUCAACAAAAUCCAGAGAUGAUGUUACAAUAGCGAUAAUGAAACUAAUUUUACGAAUUAUCCAAAUCCACCGGACAACCCCUUUCUCUGAUAAAAUAAGAGCUUUUGGUAAAAAAAUGUUUUACCAGAGAGUUUUAAUACUUUUGACAAUUGCUGCUGUUACCUCGUUGGGUCUUGACCUUUAUGAAGAUUUUAGUGAAAAUGCCCUUGUUAAACUUCGAUGGAUUGAAGGAACCCUUAUAUCUAUUCAUGAUGUUUUAAUUGGAGAUAUAAUUCAAAUAGAACUUGAUGUUAUUCCUGCUGAUGGAAUUUUAAUUUCUAGUUAUAACAUUCAUUGUGAUCAAUCUGAUGAACUGGGUGGGCCAAAAAAUGGAAAAAUCAAUUUUAUGGGAUCAAAACCGGAAACUGCUUUACUACAAUUUCUUUUGGAUUUAGGUGUAAAUUAUAAACAUUUAAAAGAGGAUGCCAAAACUAUACAAUUUUAUCCGUUCAGUUCUGAACGAAAAACUAUGGGUUUAAGAAUUCUUGCAAUAGCAUAUCGUGACUUAGAACAAUGGUCUCUUGAUGAGGUAACUUUAGAUCCUGAGGGUGCUACCGGUGGUAUUUACACAGGAGGUAUAGUGAUUGAAGAUCCUGAAUUUCGUAACUUAUCACCUGAAAAAUUGAAAGAGAUUCUUCCACAACUUCAAGUUCUUGCAAGAUCUAAUAAGUGUCGAAUUGUCACUUUACCAAGGGAAGCAUUACUCAAAAGAGAGGUUCCGGAGUUUACAUAUCAGCAUCCAUUCAAUAAGGAGAGAUCGGUGUGUACUGCAAUUGAUGUCAACAUUAAUUCAGUGUUUAACACCGUAAUGGGUGCUGAGUACGACUUUUCAGAUCGGUCGCCCUAUGUUGGGAAUCCUGACUUCACAUGCUAUAGCGAUAAAGAGUUAUUAUUGUUAGAAGCAAAAAUGCCACCAAGAAAAUCGCCGUGA
Racocetra fulgida is the source of this 1148-nucleotide messenger RNA. NCBI's taxonomy places the organism in Eukaryota, Fungi, Glomeromycota, Glomeromycetes, Diversisporales, Gigasporaceae. The record is from the annotation of a GenBank genome assembly.